UCAACACUGCCAACAUGGAUAUCACGAAUCUGUUUAAAGCGACAGUGAAGGCUGUCAAAUCACGCAACAAGGUCAUCGGCGAACCGGAUAAUGACAAAAGUACCAUUCUUAGUACCAAAAGAAAGAAAGGAGACUUUGAAGUGAAAGCCAAAGAUGUGGUUAAUACCAUAACCAAGCUUCGUGACUUCCUGCUUCAGCAUCGGAAGGAAUAUGUCAAUGCUGGCAGUCACUUGGCAACAGAAUCAUCAAAGAUGACUGAUGCAGAGCGGGAUCAGAUUGACACAGAUUCCCAACAGAUCAUUAAAAAGUGCCAGGAGACGAUCGCCAUGUUUCGACAGGAGGCAAACAGUCAGCGAGCUCAUCCCCAGGUCAAGGAACACAGGCAAUCUGUCAUGGUUCUCAUUGGAGCUUAUUUAAAGGUUGUUUGUAAGAUCUACAGUGAGCAGAGAGCUGUGAGAGUGAAGAGGGUCGUAGACAGGAAGAGGAUAUCUCGUCUUGAGCCAGAAAGGAGGAUGCACAUCGCGAGACAUCUUGAUGGCAAUGCGGUCCCAACACCACAAGCUGAUGUUAAACAGUCAGAGAAGUCUGAAAAGUCUCGAGUUGCCAUGGAAAAAAGCAGACAUGCUGACGAUGAUGAUGAAAUUUCACCUGAAGAAGCACAAAUGUUUGAACAAGAAAAUCAAGCAAUCUACAAUGAAAUGAACAGCAUGUCGGAUGAAGUAAAGCAAAUAGAAGGGAAAGUGGUUGAAAUAGCAAAACUGCAAGAAAUAUUUGCAGAAAAAGUUUUAGAACAGGAGAAGGAUAUAGACCGAAUAGCCAACACAACCGUGGGAUCCACAGAGAAUAUUAAAGAUGCCAAUGAGGAAAUCAGGGAGGCGAUCAAGAAGAAAGCUGAGUUUCGAGUAUGGAUUCUGUUCUUCUUGGUGGUGUGUUCGUUCUCUCUCCUGUUCCUCGACUGGUACAACGGCUAACACAACUAGAACAUGUAGAUGAACUAUAACUAAUAUAGCUCUGAGCUUGAAGCUUUGUUUGCUCUCAUACAAGAAACCUAAAGGUAACAGCAUCAGAGAUAAAUCAUCUGGUACUGAUGUGAAAAGUCAAAGUCUCGUGCUGGAAUAGUUUUGUUACUAUGGAAACAGGAAAACAUUUGGAUGUGUAAUGAGGUUGUGCUAAUAUCAAGGAGGCAAGUAUGUGGUGAAUCUGCUGUUGCCAUUCAAUGAUGAUGAUGAUGAUGAUGAUGAUGAUGAUGAUGAUGAUGAUGAAUACAGUCUCCCAUAAAACUUAAAGGACUGAAAUGUCUACUGAUAGUGUUUGAGUCGGCUGGAAUGAAGGAAUUGUAAAGUUGAGGUUGCUAUGGAUACUGCUUAGAUGCAGUUCAGCUGGCAAUGAGGAUCAUACUCAAUAUCACAGAAUAUUACCAAUCAUGAUAAUACGUCAAGUCUGUAUAGAUUCUGAUGUGUUGAUGUACGUGUAGUAUUCAGAAUUGCAGCCAGUCACCUUUUGUCUCCCCUUCCCCACAGCUUCAUACACAAACCCUUCGUAUUUAUUUCUAAAAGUAUUUCUGACAUUAGUUUUACAGAAACUAGGAUCUAGAUAAACAUGUCACCAGACUUAAUCUGUGAUCCCUACUCCAACCAAAUACAGCAUGAUACAGGUUGGUCUUGUUUUGAUAAUGGUGAUGGCAAAAGGUGACUAACACUUAGAUAUUCUGGUGAGGGGUCUGGUAUUUUAACCAUGAAAGAGGCCUAGGAUCCAACUAGUUAUUUACAUUUACACCAACAUGCCUCUUGAAAUAUUUUUUCUUACCCAAGGAAAAAUGCAUUUACCAUAAUGUUCCAGAACAAAAUUUUGUUUCAAAAUAUCUCAACUGAUUAUCAAAUAGUGACUCCCUAACUGAAGUUUGUUCAUGUUAAUGAAUUGUACAUAAAGUUUUCAUCCUUUUUGAAACUUUGAUGUGGUUGUUCAAGUUUGGUAGUUACCAUGGUUACAGACUGGGCUGGCAAUAUCAGUGUUACAUUGGUGACAUUUUCUAUUGCAGCGUUGUAAGAGGCAACUAACAGAACUGGGUGGUCAGAUUCACUUACAUGUUCCCCAUUUGUGUAGAUCGAUGAUCAUGAUGUCAAUCACUAGAUUGUCUGGUCCAGACACGAUUAUUUGCUGAGUGCAGCGUCAAACAGGAAACAAACAAAUCAUUUGCCACUGUAAAGAAAGUUCCCAGCAACCACGGUAAUCAUGGCUGUCUUAAUAUUAAUGAUUUAUUUAAACACUGCAUGUUAAAAACUUCAAGGAAUGCAUGCUUGUGGAAUGUUAUUGGUUAACUCAUGUUGAGCAUGGGCCUUUUCAGUGAAAUUCAUUCACAUUUGUGGAAUAAACCAUUUUCAGAGGGCAAAGCCUAAUGACCUCAAAGGUUAAUCCCUGAAUAUGCAUGGCUUUUGCUAAACUGUCCUCUUUGUUGAUGAUGUUGCAAUAUGUUGAUGUAUGUCUGUGCAUGCCAAUGAUCAUGAUGAUGUGUCUGAAGUUAAUGAUUGUUAUUUUCAAGGUGCUAGAAUGCUGAUAAAUGUGGUAAAUGUUCGGUGAGAAGAAUUAACAGUUUUCUGAUGACAUACACUAGUCAAAGUUGAAAACUUGUUUUUUUAACAUUUCCGAAUUAUAUAAGCUGAUAAUUACUGACACUUCAUAUCUGUUCUGAAAGUUCAAUGUAAUAAACAGAUAUGGCAAAUUAGGUUUGGUAGCAAGUGAAAUGAUAUUUAGAUGGGUUAUGUGGAAUAUGGUUCAUAUUUUAAUUUUAUCGAUAUAUGGCAGUGAAACAGCAUGCUUGAACACUAUAGGAAGAAGAUUAGAUGUUUCUCACCUGUGUGAGUUCAUAUAUCAUAGUUGUUAUGCUUAUUAUGAACCUGUUUAACAUGUUGAGUGAAUGAGUGAGUGUUUGGAACUCCAUCACAGCGUUGUCACUGAUCUACAGUGUAUUGUUCAAUGUCCUCAAGACAUGGCCUUAUUAAGAAUAAAUAUGAUAAAUAUAUUAUAUAAAACAAA
Messenger RNA from Haliotis rubra (blacklip abalone), 3033 nucleotides. RefSeq names its product syntaxin-18-like. NCBI's taxonomy places the organism in Eukaryota, Metazoa, Mollusca, Gastropoda, Lepetellida, Haliotidae. Gene Ontology annotation, biological process: retrograde vesicle-mediated transport, Golgi to endoplasmic reticulum. The record is from RefSeq and is a predicted model, not a curated record. Gene Ontology annotation, cellular component: SNARE complex; endoplasmic reticulum.